AUGCAAACAAGAGAGGAAAUGUGCGUGCGGGGCAAUGUGAAUGAUAACAUGGCUGAUAUCACUGGGCCUGUGAAGUAUGACGAUUGUACUCCGACAAGAAAUGGGGAUGAGGCCAGGGAGAUGACCCCGGAGAGCCUUGCAGUUGCGAAUGAUUAUCGGCAGAAGCUUGGUAAUCCCGGCGCGCUUGGGUUGCUCGCCUUUGGCACAACCACCCUCUUGGUUAAUACGUCCACUGCGAAGCUAUUCGCGAUGAACACAACGACGGCAGGAGUUGUCAUAAUGUACGGCGGUCUCACGCAACUGAUUGCGGGCGUCAUGGAAUUUGUUCGUGGCAACACGUUUGGCUGUACGAUUUCCACUAGCUUUGGUGCCUUUUGGCUGGCGACGGCUAUGGCGUGGAUUUUACCGCAGAAGAACGCGGGCACG
This is a messenger RNA of Trypanosoma cruzi, 426 nucleotides long. RefSeq lists its product as uncharacterized. NCBI's taxonomy places the organism in Eukaryota, Euglenozoa, Kinetoplastea, Trypanosomatida, Trypanosomatidae. The transcript has a single exon. Gene Ontology annotation, biological process: acetate transmembrane transport; succinate transmembrane transport. Gene Ontology annotation, cellular component: plasma membrane. Gene Ontology annotation, molecular function: acetate:proton symporter activity. The record is from RefSeq and is a predicted model, not a curated record. The annotation marks the transcript as partial.